Messenger RNA from Rotaria sp. Silwood1, 333 nucleotides. NCBI's taxonomy places the organism in Eukaryota, Metazoa, Rotifera, Eurotatoria, Philodinida, Philodinidae. The record is from the annotation of a GenBank genome assembly.
AUGAAUACGAAAGAGAUUUAUCGUUUAUCAACAAUUAUUGUCUACAUUACAAUUGUUUUCAUACUUGUUCAUUGCACAUCUAGUCAACCCUUAUCGACUAGUCGACAAAAGGAUGAUGAUACUGUUGAUAAUUCAAUGAAGACUGGAACUUUAUCGGAUUCAGCGGAAUCAAAUGGUCUUGAUACUAAAAAUGAUGACUCUAUACCUGAAGUUUACUUAUUACAUAGCGAAUACAAUCUUAUGAAAGAACCUAAACCUCCAGAGAUGAAUCGUCGAGCAAAUUUUUGGAAACGAGCUAAUUUUUGGCGUAAACGUGCUAACUUUUGGCGAUAA